UUGAACUGGAGAAAAAUGUGCGAACACUGAAAAUAGCAGAAGAAAGUAUUUGCCUGCUGUGUUGUCUGUGGAGCGUCCUCUCAGUUGUUAUUGUCAGCUAAGUUGGUUUCUAGUUUCUUACACAGUCGGGAACAUUUGAGAGGGUUUGUGGUGCUUGAAAAUGUUUGGACGACUUGCGUCCUUCGUCCAGCAAGCGGCAGAGGUGUUGGCACCGUCAGCGCCCCUGCAAGAUGAUUUCAUUCACCACUGGAAAGCUGUGACCCACCAGUUGCUGGCACCAAGAGAUGAACACCAGCCAGUCGAGGCGACGAAUGUGCCCGAUCAUCUCACCAAUAUGGUGGAGCUCCUGAAUCAGGAAGAAAUGGAAAGCGAUGGAACUACGGGACCUUGUAUGGAGUAUCUAUUGCAGCACAAGAUCUUGGAGACGCUUCUUGCACUUGGAAGAGCUGAUAGUCCUCCUGGCAUGAAGCAGCAAGUUCUCAAGUUCUUUACGUCUGUCAUUGGCCGUGCACAGCAGCCGCUCUUGCCCCAUAUCCAUGUCCAUAAGCCUGUCUUGCGUUUGAUCCACUGUUGUGCUGAAAGCCGCGCCAGUCCUACGGAAGGUGAUGAGGUGCAUUUCUUGUGCACGGUGGCCAGCAGUCUGCAACGACACCCUCAUCUUGCCAAUGUCUUCCUGGAGCAACGGCCAACAUCGACCGCGGCUGAACCCACCAGUGCAGCUUCGACAAAAUCGCCUCGCCCUCAAGCCUACACCAUCGACCCCGACCAUUCGAAAUUCCACCUUCUUGCUGCGUUGCUAGAGCUGAGCAAAAGUGAGGACCGACGUGUAUCACUGAAGGCAUGCGAAGGCAUGUUACUGUGUGCAUCGCUGGACAACGAGAGUACUGCCCGGUCCAUAGCCAACAACUCGCCCUUCUGUCAGAUUCUUGCCGACCGUGUUCAGAGCACAUUCGCGUCCAUUCCUCUCGACUUGCCGGCGCAGAAGGUGCUAUCCUGCUCAGCUAAAUGGGGUAUGGAAGGUGGUACAGACGAGGAACCGGCGUACGAAGGUCGGACGGAGCUGCGUGCAUGGCUAUCAUGCCUGGACUACUUCGACCGAUUGGUAUUGUCGUCUCAUUCGAUCAUUGCCAGUGCUCUGUUACAGAGCUUGGACGAGCGUUUCUUCAAGCCUCAGCUCCAACCCCGUCUUGCGCAGAUGUCGGAACAUGGUUUGGUUGUGACGACGUGUCUGGUCACUAAGCUGGUUGAAGUCGUGACGGCGCCACUACUAGUGCACGGUCUGAUCCUUCUCUUGAUUGGCCCUGGAUCACAAUCAGACUCAGACUCGGACUCGGUAGAUCAAGUCGAGCUGUGCCAACACUUGAUAUCUCGCUGUGAUCACGUCAACGAAGAGCUGAGCCUCGUCUCUCUACAGUUAUUCAACUUGCUUCUGCAGAAAAAUGACCCUCUCGUCAUCCAUCGUCUUGUCUUGCAUUAUCUGGCUGAUGAUCUUCACUUGAAGCCGGAGGCACGGGAGAAUGGUGGUGAUCAGCGAGGCACGGCAGAAAGUACGCGACCAGCCAGUGGCGAUGGUGGUGGCGAGGGAAAGAACUCGACAUUAACGCCUGGUGCACAUGUGUCCGCGCUUGCAGAGCAAGCUGACAGUGCAGCAGCAUCGGAGUCUGAAUCGCAGUCAGGCACACAGUCUCCCGGUGACCUCAGCUCUCAGGUAUCAAGCUCAUCGGUGGACAGCUCCAGGCCGGAAACACCGUCAUCGGAAAACCGGCCGGCAGAAAGUUCGCUUGCAACAUCCUCCACAACAGCGAGUGCAGAGCAGCCCAACACGCCCACAUCACCGGCACCUGUGCCCUUGACUUCCACUACGCCUGGCGCACCCACUGCUAGUGCACCGCAGAGUCUAGCAUUUGCCAGUGGUGGUGAUUCGUCAGCAGCCAGGGGUCGAGUGGCAUCUCCAUCAUCGGAUAUAGAGCCCUUGGUUCAGCAGCUGUUUGCAGAGCGGAAUCACUCCGAGCUGAUUAUCAACACAAUAUUGACCAUGCUGCCCGAGACUGUGAAAACCUCCUUGCACAUGCCUACGUCUGGCUAUGACGAGUAUGUACGCGAUGCACAGAAUCAGGUGGCUCGGUGCUUUACUGCCUGUCAGAAGUGGUCAUCAACACCCCUGUACAUACCACCUGAACACGGUCAGUUCACCGAAGGUCCGUUCCUGCGGUUACUGUUCAACAAGCUGCAGCGUAGUCUUGAUCAGCCGUACGAGAUCAACUUGACGGUGACUGGUUUGUUGACUCGCCUUGCCUACUUCCCACAUCGCAAUCUGCAUGCCUAUUUGCUGGAUCCGUUCAUCCCGCUUAGUGAUAACGUGCGCUCUCUGCACUCAGUGUUACGACAGAUUUCUGCAGAGCUGUCUAUUCGAGCGCAGCGCACGCCUGACUUCCAAGGAAAUGUGCUUGCCGCACGAAAGCGCCUGAGCGGCACGUCAAACUUUGAAACUGCAACAAGUCAGACUAAUCACCUAUACGAAGCAGUUGUUGUCCUGGAAGAGUUCUGCAAGGAGCUGGCAGCUAUUGCUUUUGUCAAGUCUGCUGCCUACUCAACAGUGCAGUCUCGCAUAGAACUCACCUGUGUGCCUCGUCUCGUGAAAGCCUGGAGUUUGUUGUCUUGUCUAUAACAUGUGUGUGUGUGUGUGUGCGCAGGCGUGUGCGUGUGUGCUGUACAUAGCCGGUGUGCUUCAUCCAAAUUGCUGUGUUUGAAUGCAUUGUGCUUUGCUGUUUUGUGCUGCAAAAUUUUAACUGCUUUUUGUGAAAGAGUCGGAGAGACAUAUACCAGUCCCACCUACCCCCUCCCCUAUAGUCCCUGUGCACUCGUGUCAAUCAGAUUUGCUCUAUUCCGUUUAGUCAUUUUAUGAUAUUCUCGAUUUUAUUCACACUGCUAGGCAUGUGCAAGUGCUGGGAGUUGCACGAUUCUACUUGAAUAAACUUAUUCUUGUGAA
Sycon ciliatum is the source of this 2989-nucleotide messenger RNA. Its product is annotated as FHF complex subunit HOOK interacting protein 2A-like. NCBI's taxonomy places the organism in Eukaryota, Metazoa, Porifera, Calcarea, Leucosolenida, Sycettidae. The record is from RefSeq and is a predicted model, not a curated record. Bases 161 to 2668 code for a protein of 835 amino acids. The transcript is spliced from 21 exons.